This is a messenger RNA of Dipodomys ordii (Ord's kangaroo rat), 1041 nucleotides long. It is a transcript of the gene Ndufaf4, whose product is annotated as NADH dehydrogenase (ubiquinone) complex I, assembly factor 4. Gene Ontology annotation, biological process: mitochondrial respiratory chain complex I assembly. The record is from RefSeq and is a predicted model, not a curated record. NCBI's taxonomy places the organism in Eukaryota, Metazoa, Chordata, Mammalia, Rodentia, Heteromyidae. Bases 72 to 665 code for a protein of 197 amino acids. The transcript is spliced from 3 exons. Gene Ontology annotation, cellular component: mitochondrion.
CAUGCUCCCUGCGUCCGGAGGUCACUCACGCCGGUGCGCCGCGGGCCCCGAGGUCACCAUGCUCUGAAGAGAUGGGGGCGUCGGUGUUCCGCGCCCUCAGGAAUUUCAACCUGGAGAACCGGGCGGAACGGGAGAUCAGCAAGAGGAAGCCGUCCUCGGCUCCCAGACACCCUUCCACCAAGAAGCUCCUGGUGGAGCAGAUGAGCCAUCAUCCAGAAAUUGAACGAGAAGUUACUAACAAGGAUAACAAGCUGCACUCAUUUUUGAAAGAUAUAUACGUUGAUUCCAGAGAUCCCGAACGAGAAGUUACUAACAAGGAUAACAAGCUGCACUCAUUUUUGAAAGAUAUAUACGUUGAUUCCAGAGAUCCCGUGUCUUCCCUGAAGGUAAAAAAUGUUCAACCAAAGCCAGUGCCAAAGGAGUUCAGAAUGCCGAAAGACCAUCACUCGGAAAUGAAUGUCGCCAGCAUUCCUAAAGGCAAAAUUUCCAUUGUAGAAGCACUGACACUUCUCAAUAAUCAUAAACUUUAUCCAGAAACGUGGACUGCUGAGAAAAUAGCACAAGAAUACUACUUAGAACUGAAUGAUGUAAAUUCCCUUCUCAGAUAUUUUGUUACUUUUGAAGUCUUUUCUCCUGAAAAUAAGAAAGCACUACAAUCAAAGUAAGAACAUCACAAAAUGACUUUUUAUAGCUCUAUACUGUUUAUCCCUUCUGUUCAGCCUACUAAGUUGUACCAGUCACAGUGUAUCUCAUGCUCCCAAGUCUGAGAAGACACUAUUGAGUUCAGUUUCUAGGAUUUGUUCCUAGGAUAUAUUUUGUUAUAAAUGUUAAUUUGAUUUAUGUACUAGUUCUGUGUAUACAUUAGCAUGGCUAAUCACAUCUAUAAAAUUACUGUAAAUUAAAGAGAAUUUGUCAUUGUAGGCAUAUGUAUCAAAUCAAAUAGCCAGAAUUCCACAUUUAAAAUUCAAAGGAUUUCCUUCCACUUAAGGUGAUGAAUUACUUUGUUGUGGGGUUUUAAGAUAAGAGCUUUCUUGACUCCUA